Molecule: messenger RNA, 381 nt
Organism: Pygoscelis adeliae (Adelie penguin)
Lineage: Eukaryota; Metazoa; Chordata; Aves; Sphenisciformes; Spheniscidae
Product: lymphocyte antigen 6E-like
Exons: 3
Coding region: 1-381 (126 amino acids)
Molecular function (GO): acetylcholine receptor inhibitor activity
Source: RefSeq, a predicted model, not a curated record
AUGAAGACUUCUCUUCUCGUCGCGCUCAUCGUAGCCCUGUGCACGGAGAGUGCUUUCUCCUUGACAUGUUUCACAUGCAAAGAUGCAUCUUCCAAUAUACAUUGUCUUGGUACAACCACGUGCUCUGACCAUGAGAAGUACUGUCUCACAACCUAUUCUAUCACGGGACUUGGCAAUGACCGUAACCAGCGUAUUAACAAGAAAUGUUCUGCAUUUUGCCCAACGAUUGACCUGAAUAUCGGCAUAGCCAGUGUUGCUACCAGCUGCUGCGAGACUUCCUUGUGCAACAUCAGUGGUGCCAGCAGUGUGAAAACCAGCUACAGUAUGAUAGCUCUGGGCGUCUUGGCCAGUCUCACUUGCAUCCUCCGGCUGGGUUUUUAA